Molecule: messenger RNA, 5018 nt
Organism: Aplysia californica (California sea hare)
Lineage: Eukaryota; Metazoa; Mollusca; Gastropoda; Aplysiida; Aplysiidae
Product: regulator of nonsense transcripts 2
Exons: 40
Coding region: 381-4400 (1339 amino acids)
Biological process (GO): nuclear-transcribed mRNA catabolic process, nonsense-mediated decay
Cellular component (GO): cytoplasm; exon-exon junction complex
Molecular function (GO): RNA binding; protein binding
Source: RefSeq, a predicted model, not a curated record
GUCUGCUCGAGCCAAUAUAAAAAAAAAACCCAAUGAAAUAAGAUAACACAAAUCUGUUCUGUUUUACUUACAGUUUAUUUUGUUGGUUUUUUUAACAGUGAAAAUUUGAAGCUUCUAUCUUUAAUAGAUUGAUCUCAGUGAUUUUCUAAAAAUACCCCCGAAAUGGUGGUUUCAGGGGCCGGGCGCCCCCAAAAAUGUUGGUAGUCAGUGAGUUAAAGCAUGCUUGCCCCUCAAACCAGUUGCAGCAAGUGUAGCAGUGAACAUUUCUCAAUAAGUGGUAUGUGGACGAGAUAUUGAUGAUGAUGGGUCUUCUAUGUCUCUAUGAAUGAUAAAGAUAAAUAGUCAUUUCACACUGCCAAAAGCUUGAAGGACUGGUGGAAAUGGAAGUGUCCAAGAAACGCACAGAGCCAGGUGGAAAGGAUCAGGUGGCACGUUCCAGCAGAGGUGAUGGAGACUCUGGAGAACAAAAUAAAGAGCAGUCAUGGAGGGGGGAGAAACGAGGGUCUGGACGAGGAGGUAAAGGGUCCUCGACUCACACUGGUGGAGGAGAUAAAGUCAGCCGUGGUGAUUUGGGGGACCAGAUGCAAGAGAAAAAAGACAGGAGUACCCGCAAAGACAGGGCAGGGGAAGGUGAUGAAAGGGAAGGCAACAAAGACAGAAGAACUGGAAAAUCCAGCAGUGUAAGAGAGGGAAGAUCACAUCAAGCAGACGCCCGGGUUGUGAACGAAAAGAAGGACUCUGAGAUGAAGAAAGAGCCGAAGGAGACUGAUGAGAAAAAGAGUGAAGAGGAUUUGAAGGCUCAGGAGGCUGAAGAACGACAGAGACAGGAAGAGGAGCAAAAGAGAAAAGAAGAGGAGGAAAAGAAAAAUGCAGCAGAAAAAGCAGAGAAAGAGAAACAAGAAGAAGAGAAAUCUCUGAAAGAUUUCAUUGCAGAGGCAGAGGACAGAAUAAAGACAAAAAAAGAAGCAAGAACUGUAAAUCUCUCUGCUCCAGAGAAUCGUCCAGAUGAGUCCUUCUUCAGCAAGCUAGACUCCAGCCUAAAGAAAAAUACUGCCUUUAUAAGGAAAGUGAGGAACCUGACCGAGUCUCAAAAGGACAGCUUGUGUAAGGAACUGCUGGGUCUCAAUCUGACCAAGUACAUUGGAGAAGUGGCUGGGGCCAUCAUCGAGGCUAAACUGAAAAUGUCAGAUGUCCCUUGCGCUUCCCAAGUCUGCGGCCUCUUACACCAGCGCUACGCAGACUUUAGCCACGCCCUCAUCGAAGUCUUCAACAAGUUCUUGCUUUCGAAAAAAGAUGAAAAGAUCAGCAAUGCCAGCAAAUAUCGUGUGGAUUUGCGGUUCUUGGGUGAGCUGAUUGCCUGUGGUGUGUUCACUGCAAAGGAAGGGCUGCCAAUUCUCGCCAACCAGCUGUCCAUCUUGGUCAGCUCGGAUCGGGAUGAGCACAAUUACUUGCCCAUCAUCACCAGCUUCUGCAAGCACUGCGGAGAAGACUACAUGGGCAUUGUGCCUCGCAAGUACAGAUUACUGUCAGAAAAGUUUGGACUUGAUGUACCCAAAAGUCAGCUGUUGCCCUCGGACCGCCAGAAGGGCUGCCGCAACCUGCUCAAAGAUUACUACUCCUCUCUCAUCAAACACGUCACUGCUGCCCAUCGGGACCUCAAGAUGCACGAGAAGCAGAAUCGGAAAAUUAUGCAGACCAAGGGUGAGGUAUCUACUGAGAGGAGAGAGGCGCACGAGGCAGCAUUCAAUACCUUCCAGAAGUUGUCAUCGAGUGCAGCUGUCCUGGCUGAUUUGCUUGAUGAGGACAUGCCAGAGUUCCAACAAGAGGAUGGGGGAGAGGAUGGGAACAGAGGUCUGGACAUUUUCAACCCGCUCAAAGAUGCUGAGUUUCAGUAUGAAGGAGACAAGACGCUGUUUGAAGACGAAGAUACAAGAUCUUUCUACGAGACUCUGCCAGAUCUUAGAGCUUUCAUUCCGGGUAUUUUGUACAGGGACAGUGAAAACAUCAGUGCAAAAGAUGAUCUUAAGAAUGCUGACACUGGACUAGAGGAGGAGAUGGAUCAGCUGGCUGUUGACGAUAUUGAGAAGGAGCUGGAAACUGAGAGGAUUGAAGAGAGCAUGAAGGAGGCAGAGAGACAGGAGGUUGGAGAGUCUGCGUCAGAGCCUGAGGAGGAGAGGUUUGUCCUGCCAGAGGCUGAAGAUGAUGACACAGAGACUGGGUCAUUGAUGCGGGCGCAGUUUGAAUCUUUUCUGACCUCUCUGCCGAACUCUGUCAACAGAGAUGUCAUAGAUAAGACUGCAGUGGAAUUUUGCAUGAACUUCAACACCAAGUCAAACCGCAAGAAGCUUGUGAAAGCUUUAUUUUCUGUACAUAGAACCAGAUAUGAUCUCCUCCCAUUCUAUUCUCGGUUGGUCGCAAUCCUAGAACCAUGUAUGCCGGAGCUUGCCUCAGAUCUGGUGCAGAUGCUGAAGUCGGACUUCAAGUGGCAUGUGCGAAAGAAGGACCAGAUCAAUAUCGAGUCUAAAAUUAAGAUUGUCAGAUUUAUUGGUGAGCUAGUCAAGUUCAAGGUCUGCCCAAAGAUUGAGGCUCUCCAAUGUUUGAAGAUGCUCAUGUUUGACUUUCGACAUCACAACAUUGAGAUGGCUUGUGCACUUCUGGAGACUUGUGGUCGCUUCUUGUACCGCUCUCCUGACUCUCAUUACAGAACCAAAGUCUACUUGGAAGUAAUGAUGAGAAAGAAAAUGGCCAUGAAGCUAGAGACUCGCUAUGAGACGAUGAUUGAAAAUGCCUUCUACUAUAGUAACCCACCAGAGAUCCAGGUAGUGCCUCGCAAAGAAAGGCCUCCGAUGCAUGAGUACAUUCGCAAGCUGCUGUACAAGGACUUGUCCAAAGUCACGGUGGAAAAGGUGUUGAGGCAGAUGAGAAAGUUGAAGUGGGAUGACCCAGAGAUUGCUUUCUAUGCCACCAAGUGCUUAACUGCUGUGUGGAACAUUCGCUACAACUCUGUUCACUGUGCUGCAAACCUGCUGGCAGGCAUUGCACCGUUUCAUGAACAUGUGGCAAUCCAAGUGGUGGAUGGUGUGUUGGAAGACAUACGCCUUGGCAUGGAGGUGAACCAUCCCAGGUACAACCAGAGGAGAGUGAGUUGUGUGAAAUACCUGGGUGAGCUCUACAACUACAGGAUGGUGGAGUCCUCUGUCAUCUUUAGAGUUCUCUACUCUCUCAUCACUUUUGGCGUUUCACUGGAUGAAAAAGUGAUCAGCCCCCUAGACCUGCCCGACCACCUGUUCCGUAUCCGACUGAUCUGUGUCACACUGGAGACCUGUGGCCAGUACUUUGACAAAGGUUCCAGCAAGAAAAAGCUGGACUGUUUCCUGGUCUACUUUCAGCGUUAUUAUUGGUUCAAGAGGAGUCAUCCAAUCUUUAACGCUGAACAUCGCUUCCCGAUUGAUGUUGAGAAUCUUAUGAAUGAGACCCUGGAGAUUGUGAGGCCCAAGAUGGUUCAGUUCAAGAGCUACCAGGAGGCGUGCGAUGCUGCGGAGCAGUUGGAGACGGAAUACAGAGCCAAAAUUGCCAAUGUGCUGUCAUUGAUUGAGACGGAAGAAGAGGAGGGAAAUGACAGUGACGAAGCUAUGGAGGAGGAUGAAGAUGAAGAUGGGCUAGCCACCAUUGCAGAGGGAGAAGAGAAUGAAGAGGACCUCACUUUGUCAGGCGGGGCAACGGAAGGCUCCGGAACGCAGGACAGCGAGACAAGUCUGAGUGGUCAUGAUUUGGAGGGAGAGGAAGGUGAAGAUGAGGGUUCCUCAACUGAAGACGAUUAUGACGACUCAGAUGAGGAUGAAGAAGCGGAGGUCAAGGUCACCAAGCUGAAGCCAGUUGCCAGUAAAGAGGAUGAAGACUUCAUGGCAGCGCUAGACCUGAUGAUGAAUGAAACCAUUCAGGCCAGGACUCAGGAGUCUCUGAAGGUGCCGCAGCUGGACAUUGCUCUACCCACUCAACUGAAGAACAAAACCAAGAAGAUUGGAGCUGGAGCACCGGCCACCCCAAACCUGUUGGAGAAAGGUGCAGAGGAUGAGGAGAGAGGAGAGAGCGGUCUCAAGUUUUUGCUCAUGACUCGUAGAGGGAAUAAGCAACAGCUCACUAAUUUUGAAAUCCCCAUGACUGCAGAAUUUGCCACGAAAUUCAAAGAAAGAGAGCAGGCUGAGAGGAUCGAGAAGGAGAAGAUGAAGCAGAUGGUGCUCAACUUCCAUGAGAGGCAGGAGGAGGAAGAAUACCAAGAAACCCUGGCCAGCAUGAGCAAGUCAACGCCGGUCAACAUCAACCGUGAGAGGAAGGUGAAGUACCAGCAUCCUAAAGGUGCUCCUGAUGCUGAUCUCAUAUUUGGCAACAAGAAACGCUGACAGCACCAAGCUAGUUCCCCUGGAACUAUCGAUAACGUCUCUUAUGAUGAAGGUCACUGAACCUGCGGGCAGACAGAUGCACACAACUGUCAGCAGAAAGUGCUGCCCCCGUUCAGCAAGCUCUGGCACAGUUACUGCGUCUGGCGUACACCAGAGCUUGUUGCUAUGGCAACCUACCCAAGUGAUAGUGUUUCUUCAUUAGUGUCUCCAGCUGCGAAAUAUGUAGAUGAAAAAUGGAAUGCGCAGUCUUAAACACUUUAGAUGUGAAGUAAAUCUUUAUUUAGGGAAAAUGAAAAAAAAAAAAUAAAGACUGAUUCAUUUCAUUUGGCAGAAAGAAUGCAUAUGAAAUUACCAUAAUGUGAGCCACUUACUUCACAUUACUUCAAGCUUUUCUGCGGUGUAUGUAAUAGGGACAUAUAUAAUGCUAAAAAUGAUGGGGGUCAAAUUAAAAAGAUUUGUGAUGUUGCACAACACACUUACGUUGGCAGUUUAAUCAACUUCUGGGCUGUUUUUAUGGAAAGUUUAGGUGUGUUUGAGAAAGUUCUCAAUCUGUCCUUUUUGUUUCAAUUGCAAGUGUUUUAAUCAUAUUUCUACCAAUAUAUAUAUGACUUAUUUUAA